Portunus trituberculatus (swimming crab) is the source of this 1206-nucleotide messenger RNA. RefSeq lists its product as uncharacterized. The transcript has 5 exons. Gene Ontology annotation, molecular function: nucleic acid binding. The coding region runs from base 1 to 1206 and encodes 401 amino acids. The record is from RefSeq and is a predicted model, not a curated record. NCBI's taxonomy places the organism in Eukaryota, Metazoa, Arthropoda, Malacostraca, Decapoda, Portunidae.
AUGCUUGGAAUAAAGACCCUUGAACAUGGGACUGUGUUUGACAGGUCAGUGCCUUCACAGAUGUUGGAGGGAGUCAAGAUGUUGGUCCCUCUUACUUUCUCCCAUUUCUGCACCUUCUGUGUCACCUGGCCCAAAUUCAACUUUGUGUCCAUCUCUGUAUGUUUAAGAAAGACCACACCUACAGACAAGCUCAUAAGAGAUGAGUUUGUAGAGAAUACCUCGAUCACAGACAGAACUCAAAACAAGAUUCAGGAUGGAAUUUUAAAAAUACGCCUUGACACAACUCACCUUUUCUUCAUAAUGGAAGGCAAGAAAGACUUGACAAAGGACCAGAUAAAAGUUACUUUGUCUUUACACAAGGCAGUAAGGCCAGUGAGAGAAAUAGCCAGGAUUGUGGGUGUUACAAGGAGAUGUGUGCAAAAGUGGAUACGAAAGUUUCGUAUGGAAGGCGGGGUGGCAACACCAGAACAGAAAAAGAGGCCUGGGCGAGGACGUAAAACUUCAUCAUGCACAAUAAAUGUUGUGAAGCGUCAGGUGGAUGCUUUUCCUCAAAUCACAGCAAGGGAAUUAAAAGAACAAAACCCUCAGCUGCUCGGGCAAGUGUCUGUGAGGACGGUACAGCACUGCCUGCACGAUGACCUUGAGUUCCGCAGACACCGCGCUCUCAAGAAGCCACUCACCACCCUAGGCAACAAGAGCUUAGGGUUGCAUUUGCCACUAAAUAUCUCCAGUGGGAUAUGGCAAAAUGGCAUGAUGGUGUGGGCCUGCUUCAGGUAUCAUGGUGUAGGAAAUUUAGUGUUUUUGCCAAGAAAUGAAAACAUGAAUCAGAACAAUUAUUUGGAACUUUUAUGUGACUUUUUGCCCGGGUCUUUUGAAAUGUGCAAUGCUACUGUGUUCAUGCAGGAUGGAGCUCCAUGUCACAGGGCAAAAUCCAUCCUGACAUGGCUUCAGAACUGCCAGAUUGACUUUUUGGAGGACUGGCCACCCAAAUUCCCUGAUCUGAACCCUAUUGAAAACAUCUGGUCCAUCAUGAAGAGGCGCUUGCAGAGGAGGGAUAUCUCCGACAUAACGAAGCUGCGGACGGCCAUCAAGGAGGAAUGGCAUAAUCUAAAUCAAAUAACCCUCAAAAACCUGGCUGAAUCUCUUCCUUCAUGGCUUCUAAAGUGUAUAAGGAGGAAAGCCCAUCAAUUACUAGUUUCCUCGUAA